Molecule: messenger RNA, 2749 nt
Organism: Scheffersomyces coipomensis
Lineage: Eukaryota; Fungi; Ascomycota; Pichiomycetes; Serinales; Debaryomycetaceae
Product: chromatin modification protein
Exons: 1
Coding region: 189-2480 (763 amino acids)
Biological process (GO): transcription initiation at RNA polymerase II promoter
Cellular component (GO): transcription factor TFIID complex
Molecular function (GO): protein binding; RNA polymerase II general transcription initiation factor activity
Source: RefSeq, a predicted model, not a curated record
AUAUUAAUUGCAAUUGUAAUUGUAAUUGCUAUUUAAAAAUUUAUAUCUGAUUUUCAUGGUCGUGUGGAUUUACAAAAUAUUAUUUCGAAUUAUUUGACUGAAUAAAAAACAUAUCAGAGAGCUAUCUGAUUAUAAAGGGUUAGUUGAUUCAAUUAAUCAUUCCAUACAUCAUCACAUCCACAUCAUAAAUGGCUGAUAGGAACAAUAAUCAAGCUGGGGAGAAUAAACCAAUCCAGGAUCCUACUACCAGUGUGCAAGGUGGGGCACCUCCAGCACAACAAAGACAACCACAGCCAAAUGCUCGAACUGCUAGAGUCCAACAACCUCAAUUCUCUCAAGCAGAUUUGAAUAAAAUCGUGUUGGAAUAUCUUAAUAAGAAGGGUUAUCAUAAGACUGAAUCAAUGUUAAGAUUGGAAAGUUCGAAUACUCCAACACCAGCAGUGCCUGCUGUGAAUCCAUCAAAUUCAAAAUUGGCUAGUCCUAGUGAGAUUGAAUCUGCAAAUUUAAAACGAGAAAAGGAUUUGAAAGAUAAAGUAACUAAAACUGAAAGAGAGUUGCGAGACUUAAGAGAUAGACAAGUGAAGAUAGAACGAGAAUUGAGAGAAACAAGAGAUAGAGAAAUAAGAUUAUCUAAAGAGAAAGAUUUACGUGAUUUAAAGGAUUUAGAAGAGAAAAUGAAACGUGAAAAUGAUCCUUCAAUAUAUUUUACAGCUUAUAGAAUGUUAAGAAAAUGGGUAGAUACUUCUUUGGAUCUUUAUAAACCGGAAUUAACAAGAGUAUUAUAUCCUUUAUUUGUUCAUUGUUUCUUAGAAUUGAUUUCAAAGAGCUUUUUAACAGAAGCCAAAGAAUUUUUUGAUAAAUUUAAUUCAGACCAUUCCAUCUUACAUGGCUUAGAAGUCAAUCAACUAGCAGGAAUAUCUUUACCUGAACAUCUUAAAGAAAAUGAGUUGGCAAUUGCCUUUAGAGAUAACAAAUAUAAAAUUAUUGUCUCCAAAACAUCAAUGAAUUUAUUAUUAUAUUUUUUACACGAAAAUGAAGCUGUUGGUGGAGCAAUUUUAAUCAGAAUUAUAAAUCAAUACUUAGAUGCAGUGAUAUCAACCACAAGACCUGAUAAACAAAAUGAAGAAGGUGCAUCAAAUCCAGAGGAAGGUAUUCCAUCUUUUGUUGCUCGUACAAAUGAAAUUGAAAAGUUUAAUGAGCAACCUGUCAAAUUAGGAAAAUAUCCUUUGGAUCCAGAAGUUCAAAAAGAAAUAGAAGCAGAAUUGAAAAUAAAAGAUGAGCAAAUAGAACCAGUUAAUGGUAAAACCUUGGUUUCGGAAUUCCAAGAAAUGACUAAACCAGAAGCGGAUUCACCUGCAAGAGAGACAUUACCAUUACCUUUAAAGGAUUCUUCCGAUAUCAAACGUAUGAUUUUGGAAGUUGAAGAUUCACGUUCAAAGAUCAAAUUAGGAACUAUCCAAGCUUCUUCACCAUCGGUUUGUAUGUAUACAUUCCAUAAUAGUAUUAAUGAAAUGACAUGUAUAAAUUUCAAUGAAGACUCCAAUAUGGUGGCCACUGGUUUUCAAGACAGUUAUGUUAAAUUAUGGACCUUGGAUGGAAACCCAUUGAAGUCUGUAUUCAAGAAAGAUCGUUAUAAUAAUGAUAACUCGAGGAAAUUAAUAGGUCAUAGUGGUCCAGUUUAUGGAGUGUCAUUCUCCCCAGAUAAUCGUUUUUUAAUUUCAGGUUCAGAAGAUAAAACAGUGAGAUUAUGGUCUCUAGAUACUUAUACCGCUUUAGUGUCGUAUAAAGGUCAUACUCAACCAAUUUGGGACGUUAAAUUUUCACCAUUAGGACAUUAUUUUGCUACCGCUUCCCAUGACCAAACUGCAAGAUUAUGGGCAACAGAUCAUAUAUACCCAUUGAGAAUAUUUGCAGGACAUAUUAAUGACGUUGAUUGUGUUGAAUUCCAUCCUAAUUCAAACUAUGUUUUCACUGGUUCAUCUGAUAAGACGUGUCGUAUGUGGGAUGUUCAAAGUGGGAAUUGUGUUCGUGUGUUUAUGGGUCAUAGUGGUGCUGUUAAUUGUAUGGCUGUCUCUCCAGAUGGUAGAUGGUUAGCUAGUGCUGGAGAGGACAGUGUAGUUAAUAUCUGGGAUGCUGGAUCUGGUAGAAGGCUAAAGACUAUGAAAGGGCACGGAAGAUCUUCAAUUUAUUCCUUGGCAUUUUCUAAAGACGGUGGAGUAUUGGUUAGUGGUGGUGCUGAUAAUUCUAUAAGAGUUUGGGAUGUCAAAAGAAACACAAAUGAUGCAGGUCCAGAACCAGAAGUCUUUUCAACUGAAAAUGGUAGUGCCAAUGAUAGAUCAAAGGCGGUCGGCGUAAAUAAAAAGGAAAUUAUCGCUAGUAGUGAUCAUAUGACAGCAUAUUUUACGAAAAAGACGCCUGUGUACAAAGUUCAUUUUACAAAGCGUAAUUUAUGUCUUGCUGGGGGGGUUUUUGUAAAGUAGUUAGUCUUGUAUUAUUCAAAUGUAUUUUUACUAUUUUUAGAAACCACGUAUUGUAGGCAUGGCUCCUAUUUUUACAUUUUGAAAUAAUAAGGGCUGCAUGUACCGGUUAAGUAUCUAGAUCAAAUAAACUUCUAAAAAUAAGGCAAUUCGUGUUGUUUAUAAACUUUAUUUUUUUACUUCUUUUUAUUAUAAAUAACUCAAAGAACGUAAUAUGAACCACAUGUAACGAUCAGUCUGAGGUGUCUUUAAGUAAACAGAAAUAUAAAGUU